AUGCGUCUGCGUUUCGAGUCUGGGGAUCUCGGGCGUGUGUCCCAGGUAGACGCAGUCGAGCCUGUCGAGGUAGCUGUUGACUCUAGUGCUGCUAGGGGUGCUGAGCCUGCGGGUGCCGGGUCUGGAGGUGCGCUGCCUAGGGGUGCUGAGACUGGGGGUGCUGAGUCUGGGGGUGCUGAGUCUGGGGGUGCGGAGCCUGGGGGUGCUGAGCCUGGGGGUACGGAGCCUGGGGGUGCGGAGCUUGGGGGUGCUGGGUCUGCUCGUGUGGCCUCUGACGCCGUGCUGCUAGAGUUGGAGGUACUACUGUUGCUGCUGGUCCUGGAGGUGCUCGUACUGGCGGUACUGGAGCUGCUGGGACUGGGGGUGCUGCUGGGGCUGCUGGAGUUGGUCCUGCUGGAGGUACUGCUUGAGCUGUUGGAGGUAGUGGAGGCACUGGAGCUACUGGGCCUGGAGGUGCUCCUGGUGCUGGAGCUGCUGGCGGUACUGGAGCUAGCGGUCCUGCUGGAGUUGGAGCUGCUGGAGCUGGAGCUUCUGGGGGUGCUGGCGCUGGUGGUGCUGCUCGCGCUGGUGCUUCUGAGGGUGCUAGAGUUGGCGCUGUUGGAGCUGGAGGUGCCGCUGGGGGUACUGGUGCUGUCCCUGCUGGUUCUGGAGGCGCUGCGCGGCCGCGGCCGUACUUCGUUCCGCUCCUUGAGCAGUGGUCCUACUGGAGGUCUUGCUGAGCGUCGUGAGCCUGCGUCUUGUCCUGCGUCGCCUGUUCGUGCUGCUCGCACUAGUGGUCGUGCUCCGCGUCCGUGUCCUCCUGCGGUCCCAGGCACACACCAGAUGGCACUGCGUCCUUCUACUGCUCCUCUGCGUGUCCCGUUGCCGUCUCCUCCAGAUUCCUCUCUUCCUGUCCUUGCUGACCCAGAGUCUAACUCUCUUCGUGCUGCCAGUCCUACUGUCAUGUGUCUCCGCGCCACUGUUGUCACAGACCCUUCCUUUGAGUCCACUGCCGCGUCUGCCUUAGUUGCUGAGCUUGUCGACUUUGCUACUCGCUGUCGUCUAGACUACGCCACUAGUCUUGUUGCUGAGUCUGAGUCUGUUUGUCCUCCGUCCGUCUGGGGUGAGCGUGCUCUUAGCACGGACGUCCUUGAGGACAGGCAGGAGGAGUUACAGUGUUUUGCUGCUGCUUUGCCUCAUCUCGCGUCCACGCCGAUUGCCCCUGAGGGAGACCCGGAUGCACCAGACAUCCCGACUCCUCGAUCCUACGCUGAGGCGAUCGAGGGUCCCUACUCCUCUUAG
This is a messenger RNA of Closterium sp. NIES-65, 1281 nucleotides long. Lineage: Eukaryota; Viridiplantae; Streptophyta; Zygnematophyceae; Desmidiales; Closteriaceae. The record is from the annotation of a GenBank genome assembly.